AUGAGAUGGCUGGGGGGCUCUGUUGCCCCUCACCCUUUUCACCCCCACAGGAUUCCCCUGGCACCUGGCGCCUCCCACCCACCACCUGAGCACCACCACCACCUGGACUGCCCUCUUCCCCAGCCCUGCCCCCACAGACUCCUCUCUGCCGCCGAGACUUCAAUAAAACGUGCUUUUCUCUCUCGACAGCGCUUUACGGAUCUGUCAGUCCCUCUGCGCGAAAGCCCGGGCGCCCCCUGGGCCCCGGCAGGGGGCGCCCCCACCCUUGGGGAAGGGGCGGGGACGUCGGCAGUGGGCGGGGGCGGGGGCGGGGGUGGCCGGGACGGGGGCGGGCUCUCCGGGCCCCCAUUGGCUACGGCACCCCCCACACGAGGGCUCCCCCAUCUCCCCCCGACAUCAGUCCGUCCCGCUUCCAGCUGCCGCAGCCGCGCCUUCACCACCUCGGCCUCCAGCCGCCCCCUGCUCCGGUCCGGCAUGGCGACCCCGACCCAGGCCCCCACAAAGGUUCCUCAGGAACCUGACCCAUUUUACUAUGACUAUGACACGGUGCAGACUGUGGGCAUGACUCUGGCCACCAUAUUGUUCCUGCUAGGCAUCCUCAUCAUUAUCAGCAAGAAGGUGAAGUGCAGGAAGGCGGACUCCAGCCCAACAUGCAAAUCCUGUAAGUCGGAGCUUCCCUCCUCAGCCCCUGGAGGUGGCGGUGUGUAAAACCAGCCCUGGGCACCUCCACUGCUGUCCCUGCCUGAGUACGGAAGCCUGAGGACCGGGUGGAGGCGGUGGGGACCCCAGCCUUGCGCCGGGGAACGCUCCCCCGAAUGAGCCGCCCCACCCACCCGAGGCUGGAGCCGCUGCACCCCGCUGCCCCUCCCCAGGUCUUGGCAAUGACGAUCCCCCAAAGAGCCCGUCUGCAUCCCAGAUCCAGGGACUCAGGCCUCCAGCUCCUGGGGUCCGGGAGUCCAGCCGCAGCCCCCCAGAAUCCCCAUGUACUGCUCCCCUGCACCUCCUCGUCUCCCCUCCGAAGAUCCGAUCCGUUUCCCUGCACCCUCGGUGUCUAUGUCUUGAGCUUAAUAAAUGUGCAUUUGGGUUUUUCCCCC
This is a messenger RNA of Acinonyx jubatus (cheetah), 1094 nucleotides long. It is a transcript of the gene FXYD7, whose product is annotated as FXYD domain containing ion transport regulator 7. NCBI's taxonomy places the organism in Eukaryota, Metazoa, Chordata, Mammalia, Carnivora, Felidae. Bases 1 to 708 code for a protein of 235 amino acids. The record is from RefSeq and is a predicted model, not a curated record. Gene Ontology annotation, cellular component: membrane. Gene Ontology annotation, molecular function: sodium channel regulator activity. The transcript has 6 exons. Gene Ontology annotation, biological process: regulation of sodium ion transmembrane transporter activity.